AUGGGAUCAAAUUCAACUAAAGACACUGAUAUACAAAAACAAUGUUAUGAUUCUGAUAUAAUAUCAGAUAUAUCUAAGCUUUUAUCUAAUAAUUCAAAUCAUUCUUAUUCUUCUAUUGUUCAUGAUACCAACAGUAAAAAUAGUAAUUCCUCAUUGGAAUCAACUACUUCUUUUCAAACAAUCCCUGAUACUCAAUCACAGACUAACCUAAUAAAUACUCAUAAUAAUAUUCAUAAUAAUAAUGAUAAUAAUAAUAAUACCGCUUCUCCUUCUCCUUUUCCUUCUUCUUCUUCUUCUUCUUCUUCUUCUUCUUCUUCUUCUCCCUCUCCUAGUAGUAAUAUUACCACUACAACUACAACUACAAAUUUAAAUACUGUUGAUUCUAAUCUUGAUGAAGAUACAAAUGUUCAAAGAAUGAUCCAUACAAAAAUCUUACAGAAGGAUAAUCCAUUUCUUAAUAAUUCUAACUCAAAUCUUUUAAUAAAAACAAAAAACCAAAACCAAAAUCAAACUCAAAAUAACAAUCUUUCACAAAUUUUUACAAUGGCUACUGAAAAAAUUUAUAAGAUCAAAAAUCCUAAUGGUGAAUAUUUAAAAAAAGAUACACAAGAAAAUACUACCAUGACUAAUACUGAUACUGCUAUCAAUGAUUUUGAUAUCACCAAAAAUGAUCACAAAAUACUGACUUUCCAAAAAAAAUCUCAUAAUAAUAUAAAUUCAAAUGGUUUAAAACAUACCAAUAUCACUAACAAUAAACCCAAGAUUAUCAUUUCUGAAACUAUUAAUGUAUCAGAGGGACAAGGCAGAAACUAUAUCGCUUAUAACAUAAUAUACAAGUCUAAUUCUGUUAGAAGACGGUAUAGUGACUUUGACAGUCUAAGAAACCUUCUAAUAAGAUUAUUUCCAACAACUUUUAUCCCCCCAAUCCCUGCAAAACAAAACUUGAAAGUCUUUAGUAAAGCCUUAACUAACUCAAGUGCAAACUAUCUUCUUCCAACAGAUAUAGGACGUUCCUUGGAGUUAUCACUUUCAAAAUUAAAUGGUCCUUCAAAUUCUCCAGACGAUAAAUUUAUACGACGCAGAGUCAAAAUAUUGACAAGUUUUUUGAAUCUUCUAUCUGAUAACGAUGAAAUCAUGAAUACAUCAAUUCUAGUCGAGUUUUUGAAUCCUAAUGCCCCCUGUUGGAACGAUUUUAUUACAAAUUCACCAACUUUUUCCACUUUACCCAAAAAUAUCCUACAAUGUAAUCCAUUGGAUCCAACUAAUACAACAAGAAUCCAUGCUUCUUUACCUAUUCCAUCUUCUUCAUCCAUACAACAUUUAAAAGUCAACAACAACAACAAUGGUAAUGCUGAUACAUCGUCUAAUUCAAAUAAUGAUCUACAAAAUAAUUCAAACGCUACAAUAUUAAAAUCCGAUCAAUCCGAAAAUAUUAUUGAAUCCUUUGGUGUUAUAGAAAAUAAUUACAAGCUAUAUGAAACUAUCUGUAAUAGUGCAUAUAAAUAUAAUAAAAAAAUUAUGAAAAAUUUUGGAGAUAUGACAAUUGAUUAUAAGGAUCUUUGUCAAGAGUUUUUGAAUUUUUCAAAUAGGGAAUCCCAACAGCUUGAUUUGGCUGAGAUAUUUUUAUAUUUCAGUAGUGCUUUUGACAAGUCUCACAAUAUAACUAAUAAGUUAGUUACAAAAUUCGAUAAUACAAUAAUUGAUAAAUUAAAUGAAAUCACCUAUAUGGCCUCCUCUGUAAAAGAAUUGAUUAAAUUCCAACGACUAAAAUAUGCUCAAAGGGAGAUGAUCAAAAAAACUUUACAAAAUAAACAAAAUCAACUAAAUAAAUUGCAAAUAGGCAAAGACGAAUUCAAAUCUAUUGAUAAAAUCAUUGAUCAAGAGAUGGGGAAAAGUCAUCAAAUAUCCUUCGAAAGACCUCAACGUUUACCAGAUGAUAAAGAUACCAGUUACACUGGAAGGUUAUUCAAAGGAUUUAAUAAAUUGGCUAAUAUGGUCAGGGAAUCUGUAAUAAAUCAAGAUAUUGAUCCUGAUCUUCUAAUGGAUUCUUUAAAUAAAGAAAUUGAAGAACUAAAAGAAAUAUGUUUCGUAAUUAAUAAUGAUCUUAUAUUCAUUUCUAAAGAGAUUAAAGAAAAACAGUUAUCAAUAUUUUCUCAAAUACGUCAAGAUCAAUGGUCUUUAAUAAUGAAAAUAUGUGCUAAAGCUUUUAAGGAGUAUGCAGAAAGAAAUCUAAAAGUUUGGAAAGAACUUAAAUCAAAUUAUGAAAUCGAAGAGAAAUCUCCAAAAAUGGCCUCUGAAAAUAGGUAA
Molecule: messenger RNA, 2307 nt
Organism: Arxiozyma heterogenica
Lineage: Eukaryota; Fungi; Ascomycota; Saccharomycetes; Saccharomycetales; Saccharomycetaceae
Gene: ATG20
Product: Atg20p
Exons: 1
Coding region: 1-2307 (768 amino acids)
Biological process (GO): retrograde transport, endosome to Golgi
Molecular function (GO): phosphatidylinositol binding
Source: RefSeq, a predicted model, not a curated record